Messenger RNA from Penicillium longicatenatum, 3342 nucleotides. Its product is annotated as SacI domain and endonuclease/exonuclease/phosphatase family protein. Gene Ontology annotation, cellular component: cytoplasm; membrane. Bases 1 to 3342 code for a protein of 1113 amino acids. The record is from RefSeq and is a predicted model, not a curated record. The transcript has 7 exons. Gene Ontology annotation, biological process: phosphatidylinositol dephosphorylation. NCBI's taxonomy places the organism in Eukaryota, Fungi, Ascomycota, Eurotiomycetes, Eurotiales, Aspergillaceae. Gene Ontology annotation, molecular function: phosphatidylinositol-4,5-bisphosphate 5-phosphatase activity; phosphatidylinositol-3,5-bisphosphate 5-phosphatase activity.
AUGUUCAAUCUCCGCGUUCUCUGUCGCGAUCAGCCUCAGCGAACAAUUGCGCUGGUGACGGCGGAUCAUGUCUUAAUCUUCCACUACAGUGCGAGCGAUGCCGGAUCUGCGACUACACCACGCUGCCAGGUGGAAUUUGUGGACGUUGCAUCUGCGGAUCUCGGGGCUUAUCGGCCUUUGGGUGCCGGUCAUGGCACUUUGGGCUUGGUUACGCUCAAUGAAGACCUGUUCGUUUGUGUUGUCACCACAUCAUCUCAAGCUGCUACUGUAAGGCCUGGGGAAUCAGUGUCUAGAAUCGAUUCUGUAGAUUUCUACUGCCUCAACCGUUCCGAAUAUGAAAACGGCCUCGACUAUGAAUCUGGGGCUCAGUUCGCCGCCGAGGGACGGAACGGCCAGGAUGGCCGGGAUGUGGUGACCGAGCACCCUUUCCAGGCCCUGAAAAAGCUUCUCGGGGAUGGGAGUUUUUACUACAGUCUUGACUUCAACCUCACUGAUCGUUUACAAAAUCGCUCGGAUAAGUCGGCGGCAUUUGAUAUUGAUUCCCUGGAUGAAGACAUGCUUUGGAACUCAUACAUGAUCAAUCCACUUCUCCUGUUCCGGAGUCAUUUGCCACCCGCGGACAAAGCCAAGCUAGAUUCCUCUCAGCUGCUAACAUGCGUCAUCCGGGGAUACGCAAGCACGCUGAAGAUCCCUGCCACGGUCUCGAUUCUGCCCCAAGUGCGGACAAACUUCCCAUCCCUCCUGACCAUCGUCUCGCGGCAAUCCUCUCGGCGUGCAGGCACGAGAUUCAACUCGCGAGGAAUUGACGAUGAUGGCAACGUGGCCAAUUUUGUUGAGACAGAGUUGGUUCUAUGGGUCUCGCCAGGCAUUGCCUUCUCGUACGUCCAAGUUCGAGGCUCGGUACCGAUCUUCUGGGAGCAAACGCCGGGUUUGAUUCCGGGACAGCAGAAGAUCGAGGUCACCCGGUCAAGUGAGGCAACACAACAUGCAUUCAAUCAGCAUUUUGAAACCCUUGAACUGGAGUAUGGAGCCACGCAUGUAGUGAAUCUCCUAAGUGAGCUUAGAUCUGGCGAAGCAGAACUAUCGGCCAAAUAUCGGCAACACAUUGCCCGCAGUUCCCUGAGAAAGAAGGAAGACUUUGAACACCAUAGCCUUCUACGGCUGACAGAAUACGACUUUCUGGCCGAGACUCGUGGUCCAGCUGGCUAUGAAGCUAGCAAUCAAAUUAAGCAUGAGCUGGCUGAGUCCUUAGACGGGUUUGCCUAUUUUCUGUCCGAGGACUCUACGCGAUCUGCUACUUCUCUUUUCGAAAGGGAUGACGUUCCCGGUGCCUCCUCGGUCAUCCUGCAACAGGAGGGGGUUUUUCGAACCAACUGCCUGGACUGCCUGGACCGAACGAACCUUGUUCAGACAAUUAUCAGUUCGAUGGCAUUGGAGUCAUUUCUAGCACACCAGGGGGGGAGGUUUGGCUCAGAUAUGCAAAUGCGUCAUUCAACCCUUUGGGCUGACAAUGGCGAUGCCCUCUCUAAGAUCUAUGCCGGUACUGGAGCUUUAAAGUCGUCUUUCACCCGUCAUGGAAAAAUGUCGCUUGCGGGGGCUUUGGCUGAUGCCCGAAAAAGUGCCACUCGACUCUACGUCAACAACUUCACCGACAAGGCUAAACAGAGAACGAUUGACCUUCUGUUGGGUCGAUUGGCCAAUCAAAUGCCGGUUCACCUUUAUGACCCUAUGAAUGAUUUGGUCACUGAAGAACUCAAUCGCCGUGCUUCUGAAUACUCUUCCACCAAGCACAUCCGUCUUUGGGUUGGUACAUUCAACGUGAACGGUCGUGAUGAAGGCCCCGGAACCGACCUUACGCCAUGGCUUUUUCCUGAAGCCGAUCCAUCGAAUGAAGAUCCCGUCAUCUUUGCCGUUGCAUUCCAGGAGAUUGUUGAUCUAAGCCCCCAACAGAUCAUGUCCACUGAUCCAAGUACCCGCAAGGUUUGGCAGAGAGCCGUGCAAGAUUGUCUAAACAGACACACAAAGGCAAAGGGCACGGUCAAAUAUGUGCUGUUAAGGACGGGGCAGCUCGUGGGCGCUGCGCUAAUGAUCUACGUGAAAUCAGAUGCUCUAAAGGAAAUCAAGAAUGUCGAAGGUGCCACGGGACUUUCGGGGAUUGCUGGUAAUAAAGGCGGCUGCGCCAUUCGGUUUGAAUUCUCCAAUACCAGCAUCUGCUUGGUAACCGCACAUCUGGCAGCCGGCUUUGCAAACUACGACGAGCGAAACCGAGACUAUGAAACAAUCGAUCGAGGCUUGCGGUUCCAAAAGAACCGAACAAUCGCAGAUCAUGAUGCAGUGAUCUGGCUUGGAGAUUUUAAUUACCGUAUUGGGCUAGGCAAUCAGAUCGUGAGAGAUCUUCUAACGCAGCGUGAUUAUCAGAAGCUCUAUGAAAAUGACCAGUUAAAUCUCCAAAUGACUGCCGGGAGAGCCUUCCAGUUCUAUUCCGAGGGCCCCAUCGGGUUUGCCCCAACGUAUAAAUAUGAUAUCGGGACUGACAACUACGACACCUCUGACAAGGCCCGUAUACCCGCAUGGUGUGAUCGAGUGCUAUGGCGAGGACGCAACCUGCGUCAAACCCAAUACCAAGUAGCUGAUCUUCGCGUAUCGGAUCAUCGCCCCGUGUGGGCCACUUUUGAUGGAGUAAUUGACGUUGUUGAUCAUGCCCUCAAGGAUAAUCUGCGGCGUAUGCUGUAUGAAGACAAACAGCACGAUGCUCUGUCCGAAUCUAUUCAUCUUAUGGAUCUAGAUGAUGAUGAUGAUGAUGAUGAUGAUGAUGAUGAUAAUUUACCACAGGGAUCCAUCGCACCUGGGCUACCACCUGCCAGUUCUGAUCGAAGCAGGUGGUGGUUGGACAAUGGUGCACCGGGCAAAGCGACAAUUCAACCACCGAGGGAAGGACUUGUUGCCAACAUGCAGCGCAGAUCCAACCCUUUCUCCACGGACUCCGAACCUGACUGGGUGCCAGCUGAAGGACUGACGAAGAAGACCGGCAUUGACAGGAAGCCUGCACCGCCUCCCCGACGUGGUAGAACCCUGAACGGGCAGGAAUCCCCAACACCUAUAGAUGCAAAGCCACCACUCACGGACAAAGCGCCCCCAGCGGUCCCCCGGAAGCCCAUGUCACUCAGCUCACAACCAUCCCCACGCACGCCAAUGUCUGAUGGAUCAUCCCACUCCAUGUUCCCAAGUAAUCCCGAGCAAGACCCUUUAUCUCGCACGGUCAGGGGUGGGGUAGGUGCCCCCGAUAUCCUUGGCGAUCCUAUGGAUGAACAAAUUGCGUGGAAACCGCUUCUUCCCCAAUGA